AAAUUGCGGAGAGCGUGGAACCCAAAACAUCCAUAAAAAAACGAGAAGCCUCAAAUCACUUCCAUCUCCGGCACACCUUCCGGCAAUAUUAAUUGUCAUCAAUGGCCCUUCUCUCCUCCGUCUCUUCUCUCCUACCCUUCUCUUAUGGGGCAAAUAGACUAACUAGUAAAGCCUCUUUCGCUUCGAUAACUUCUGGAUUCAAUCUCUCUUCUCGUUGGAACUCAACCAGAAACGUCCCUAGGUUGCAUCUUUCGAGGGCAGUGACAAACAGCAGUGGCAACACAGAGGUUUCUGAGAAUGAAGCAGCUCCUAGGACUUACACUUGGUCUGAUAACAAGAGGCCAAGGGUGUGCAUCUUAGGUGGCGGGUUUGGAGGAUUGUACACAGCUCUGAGAUUAGAAUCGCUUGUGUGGCCUGAUGACAAAAAACCCCAGGUGGUUUUGGUUGACCAAUCCGAACGUUUUGUGUUCAAGCCGAUGUUGUAUGAACUUCUCUCUGGAGAAGUUGAUGUGUGGGAGAUUGCUCCUCGUUUCUCGGAUUUGCUUACAAACACGGGGAUCCAAUUUCUCCGAGAUAGAGUAAAAACAUUGCUUCCUUGUGACCAUUUAGGAGUGAAUGGGUCUGAAAGUUUCGUUACUGGAGGAACCGUCUUGCUUGAAAGUGGUUUUAAAAUUGAAUAUGAUUGGUUGGUUCUUGCUCUUGGCGCUGAAUCUAAACUCGAUGUUGUUCCCGGCGCAAUGGAGUUGGCUUUCCCAUUCUACACUCUUGAAGAUGCUAUUAAGCUUAACGAAAAGCUGAAUAAAUUGGAGAGGAAGAAUUUUAAAGAUGGCUCUGCCAUAAAAGUUGCUGUUGUUGGCUGCGGUUAUGCAGGAGUAGAGUUGGCGGCUACCAUAUCUGAGAGACUGCAAGAUCGUGGAAUAGUGCAGUCCAUUAACGUAUCAAAGAAUAUACUAACAUCAGCCCCUGAUGGGAACAGGGAGGCGGCCAUGAAGGUCCUUAUGUCGCGAAAAGUCCAAUUACUCUUGGGCUAUCUUGUUCAAUCCAUAAAGAGAGCAAGCGACUCAGAAGAAGAUGAAGGAUAUCUGUUAGAGCUUAAGCCCGCAGAAAGAGGCUUAGAGAGUCAAAUUAUUGAAGCAGAUAUAGUGUUAUGGACAGUCGGUGCUAAGCCUUUGCUUACCAAACUUGAACCCUCGGGUCCCAAUGUGCUUCCUCUGAAUGCUAGAGGACAAGCAGAAACAGACGAGACCCUCCGUGUUAAAGGACAUCCACGGAUUUUUGCAUUAGGUGAUUCUUCUUCUCUAAGAGACUCUAAUGGAACGCUUCUUCCUACAACAGCUCAGGUUGCUUUUCAAGAAGCAGACUUUACUGGCUGGAAUAUAUGGGCAGCCAUAAAUAACCGACCAUUAUUACCAUUCAGGUUUCAGAACCUAGGUGAGAUGAUGACUCUUGGAAGGUAUGAUGCUGCUAUUUCGCCAAGUUUCAUUGAAGGGCUUACACUUGAUGGUCCAAUUGGUCACGCAGCAAGAAAAGUGGCGUAUCUGAUUAGACUACCAACUGAUGAACACCGGUUAAAGGUCGGAAUCAGUUGGUUUGCUAAAUCUGCUGUUGAUUCCAUUGCUUUACUUCAGAGCAACCUGACCAAGGUUUUGUCUGGUUCAUGAUCUCUCUUUUUUUUUAGUUUUGCUCUGGAUAUUAUAUCGUUGUUGUAUGAAAGAAAAAUUUGCCACUUUGUGUGCUUUGUUGGAAAAUCAUUUGUAUAAAAUAAAACUGACUCUGUGUGAGACACAAACAGGUCAUAUCAAUGCCAAUGAGAAAGUUGGAAACAAAAGAUUUUGUCGUUGA
This is a messenger RNA of Capsella rubella, 1842 nucleotides long. Its product is annotated as alternative NAD(P)H-ubiquinone oxidoreductase C1, chloroplastic/mitochondrial. Gene Ontology annotation, molecular function: NAD(P)H dehydrogenase (quinone) activity. Gene Ontology annotation, cellular component: chloroplast. Gene Ontology annotation, biological process: aerobic electron transport chain; phylloquinone biosynthetic process. The record is from RefSeq and is a predicted model, not a curated record. Bases 102 to 1661 code for a protein of 519 amino acids. NCBI's taxonomy places the organism in Eukaryota, Viridiplantae, Streptophyta, Magnoliopsida, Brassicales, Brassicaceae. The transcript is spliced from 10 exons.